AUGGAGAUGACCGGGACAGAGGGGACAUCAGAUCCAAACCUCACUGCAACAUCAGCUUCGCUCCUGACCACCAAUACUUCACCGCCAUACCGUGAACCUUAUUUACACAGGCUAGCUCACCUCGACGAGGGCCUUUAUAAUGACUUUUACAGCCUGUGGAUUGCUCUAGUCAUCAUUAACACCCUCAUCUUUAUGGUAGGAAUGGCUCUCAACAGCCUAGCCUUGUACGUCUUCUGCUUCCGCACCAAACCAAAGACUACGUCAGUCAUCUACACCAUUAACCUGGUGGUGACAGAUCUGCUGGUGAACCUGUCUCUGCCCACGCGUAUCAUUUUGUACUACAGUGGGGGAAAGUGCAUCAACUGUUCUUACAUGCACAUAUUCAGCUACUUUGUAAACAUGUACUGCAGUAUCCUCUUCCUUACUAGCAUUUGCGUGGACCGAUACCUGGCCAUCGUGCAGGUGGAGGCCUCACGGAAGUGGAGGAACCCCAACGUGGCCAAAGCCGUGUGCAUCUGCAUUUGGCUGUUUGCCAUCAUCGUGACCUACUCGUUCCUCACGACGGCCUUCAAGCAAUCGGCCUGCUGCCUUUCCAAACUCUUUGUGCUGACCGUGUUUGAGUUCUUCCUGCCGAUGGUGAUCAUCGUAGUGUUUACUGUUAGGAUCAUGAGCGCCCUUUCCAGCCCUGGCCUUAUGCAGCAGAGCCGCGACAGACGCAUGAAAGCCGUGCAGCUUCUGUUAACUGUGCUGGUGAUCUUCACCGUCUGCUUCACACCAUUUCACGUCCGUCAAGUUCUGGUCUACUUCCACCCCGAUCUGCCCCAUCAUGUGAUCGUGUACCACGUGACCGUCACCCUCAGCAGCCUGAACAGUUGCUUGGAUCCUGUGGUGUACUGUUUCGUCACUACCAACUUUCAGUCGACCAUGAAGAGUAUUUUCAGGAAGACAGAGAGAGAACAGACGAGUGGGGAAAUUAUCAGCAUGCAGAAAAGCUCUAAGGGAUCAGGAACUGUGAUUGCUAUUGCUAAUAGCAUGAUACGGAUAAACAUGAGCCCUGACCAGCAGGCAAGCCAUCCGACAUAG
Triplophysa dalaica is the source of this 1083-nucleotide messenger RNA. RefSeq names its product G protein-coupled receptor 20 (gene gpr20). The transcript has a single exon. Gene Ontology annotation, molecular function: G protein-coupled receptor activity. The record is from RefSeq and is a predicted model, not a curated record. Gene Ontology annotation, biological process: positive regulation of Rho protein signal transduction; phospholipase C-activating G protein-coupled receptor signaling pathway. Bases 1 to 1083 code for a protein of 360 amino acids. Gene Ontology annotation, cellular component: membrane. NCBI's taxonomy places the organism in Eukaryota, Metazoa, Chordata, Actinopteri, Cypriniformes, Nemacheilidae.